This is a messenger RNA of Xenia sp. Carnegie-2017, 1670 nucleotides long. RefSeq lists its product as uncharacterized. The record is from RefSeq and is a predicted model, not a curated record. NCBI's taxonomy places the organism in Eukaryota, Metazoa, Cnidaria, Anthozoa, Malacalcyonacea, Xeniidae. The coding region runs from base 654 to 1589 and encodes 311 amino acids. The transcript has 4 exons.
UAAAUAUAAUGCAAUAAUAAUAACGAUACGUGGCGGAGUAAUUUUAUAACAAUGGUUACGACGAAGAGGUGCGCUUGGGGAACCUGCAAAAGCGAUUCGCGGUAUCCUGAUCGUUUAAAACGAGACGCAAGUAGAAGCAAAGUAUUUUUUUUACAUUUUCCUGGGGAGAAAUACCAUAGCAACAAGCGAGAGCGCUGGAUUCGUGCGUGUCAUCGAGGUGACAGAUUUGUGUGUACGAAAGACAGUUAUAUUUGCAGUCUUCAUUUUGUGGGAGAAAAUGGUCCUACUGUAGAUAACCCAGACCCUAUUUCAGCGAUACAAAGUAUUGAGAAUAGAAGAAAACUAACGGGAAAAUGAAAAAAAACAAUGACGAGGGUAUAUAAUCCGCCACCAAAACGAGCGUCAAUCUACAAAAACGAUGCAGCAGAGGCUCUUCUUUGCUUGAGCGAAAGGGAACACGCUAAAAGAGACGUAGCUGACACCUCCUAUCCUUAUGUGAGAAUAGUACAACAUCCCGUGAUAUCCAAGAGGACCAAGACGAACUUCUUGUUUUAAAGAAAAAAGAUGCUGCUGUUCAAACCAACCUAACUCAUGAACAUCUUAAAACUUAUGCGACUGAGUCAUUGGUUAACACCAGCAAUAUACAGAAAUGCAUGUUUUUAGAAAAUGUGGUUAAUGAUUCAGCCCAUUAUACAGGCCUACCAGGUGAAAUGUUGAAAAUACUUUUUGAGUUCGUGAAAGCAAAGGCUUCCAGGCUUAUCAAAUGGAAAGUGAAGAAAACAGCAAAAUAUAAACAAGAAAAAAAGAGCAGUGCUAGGAUCCACAAAACUUCUACAUGGGCUAAACUUUCAGUUUAUGAGCAAUUUAUAUUCACAUUGGUCAGGAUCAAAAGAUUCCCUAGUCUCAAGAUGUUAUGUGAUUUAUUUGGAAUGUCAGAAACUGUUGGUAGCAGCAUAUUUUUGACAUGGGUGAAGUUUCUUGAGAAGGAAUUAAAGUUAUUUAUUCCAUUUACCACUUUGAAAGACAUGGAAGGAAUAACCCGGCCUAAAGUUUACGAAUCUAAUCCAUGUCUUCGUGCAAUAAUUGAUUGCACAGAAUUCUAUAUACAAAAACCUUCUCUUCCUUCAAGUCAAUGUCGGACACAUAGUAACUACAAAGGCAGAAAUACCUUCAAACUAUUUAUUUCCAUGUCACCGCUUCUACAUAUCAACUAUAUCUCUACAUUGUUCAGUGGUUGCAUAAGCGACAAGGAAAUCAUCAAGAGAUGUGGAUUUUUGGAAGAGUUAGCUGCAGGGGAUGAAGUCAUGGCUGACAAAGGAUUUAAUAUCCAGGAUUUACUUGCCCUUCAACAUGUCCGUUUAAUUUCACCUUCAAUUAUGCAUAAAGGUAAUGUUGGCACUGGUGCAACAACAAUGACAAGGAGAGUAGCUACAAAGAGGAUUCACAUUGAAAGAAUUAUUCAACGACUGAAGUCAUUUAGUAUAUUACAAGGUGUAGUCCCAUUAACAAUGAAAUCAUAUAUUGAUUCUGUUGUGUCUAUCUGUGCAGCAUUGGUUAAUUUGCAACCACAGAUUAUUGCAUCACCUUAAAAACAUUGUAUAUAGAAGCUUUAAAAAAUAUACAAUAAAAUAUUCCUUUGUGUUAAUAAACUUAGAUCAAUGCAGAGUAAA